Molecule: messenger RNA, 1306 nt
Organism: Pecten maximus
Lineage: Eukaryota; Metazoa; Mollusca; Bivalvia; Pectinida; Pectinidae
Exons: 11
Coding region: 6-1148 (380 amino acids)
Biological process (GO): protein phosphorylation
Molecular function (GO): protein kinase activity; ATP binding
Source: RefSeq, a predicted model, not a curated record
AAGUAAUGAUAGAUGCACAAUAUGUAAAGGACAUAUUUGUACCGGAGAUCUACCUCUUCUGUGUCAGAGAUAACUCCGUCCAUAUCCAUAUGGAGCUGAUUGAAAAUGUGAUUUCACUGAGGGAUGUGAUGGAUAAAAUUUGUUCACUGUAUCCUCUCUACAUUUGGCCAUUCUCAAGAUUCAUACUCCUUGAAGUGCUAGCUAUUGUCAAUGCUAUGCAUGAGCAGAACAUCACACAUGGGGAUUUGCAUGCAGCCAACAUCUUGCUUCAGAAACUAUCUAACACAAACAUCAGAAUUGUCUGCAUUGAUUUUGGAGAAGCAAGAGGGAUCCAGAAGGACAUGGAAGAUCUAGCCGAACUAGGCACACAUUUAGAGACUGCCUGUAACUCCGUUGAGGGGUCACCAUCCUUCCGACAACUGAGUGAAUCUGAACGAGAUGAGCUACAUAGAAUAAUAGAUAUGAUCCAAAUGGGUAAAUCUACAACAGAUGUACAACGAAUUCUUCAGAAACAAUUAAAUCAAAAAGACAAGGACAAGAUGUUGCAGGCAGUCAUUUCGAUACUGCUUAGUCAGGAUCCUGACACAUCAUCCUUCAAACCACUGGGUGAAUCUGAACAAGCUGAGUCCCUUAACCACGAUGAUAUACAAAACAUUCCUCAGGAAGAAAAACUGAGAGGCAAAGACCGGCCGUUGGAGGAAGAUAUGUCUAAGCUCCAGUCACCUCCAGAUGAUCUUAAGAACUUCCAGCCUGUACAUGACAGUGCUCCAAUUCGUUUAGGUUCUAGUGAAAUGGACACCUCAACCCCCGAACCGCUGAGUGAUUCUGAACGAGCUGAGUUCCUUAACUUCGAUGAUAUGCAAAACAUUCCUCAGGAAGAAAAACUGAGAGGCAAAGACCGGCCGUUGGAGGAAGAUAUGUCUAAGCUCCAGUCACCUCCAGAUGAUCUUAAGAACUUCCAGCCUGUACAUGACAGUGCUCCAAUUCGUUUAGGUUCUAGUGAAAUGGUUGAUUCGACAGCUGACACCCAAUCCAACCAAGAAAUACCACCUGCUCCUCACCGUCAUCAUGAGCUUUCCAAGUCCUUGAAAAUCGAAGAAAAAAAAACACAACCUGAAAAUAGAGGCUGUGGCAAAGCAAUAUCUUAAGGUGGCGCAUUUGUCCAGCCAAGGCAGACAACGUUUGAAUUAAUAAUGCUGUAAAUCUAUUGCAAGCUUUACUAUCAAACGUCACAACCUUAAGGCCUUAUUGCAAUUCUAUUGAAGCAAAUGUAUAUUUUCUUCUAAUAAAAUUUCGCAAUUUUAAA